CAGUAUGUCUCAGACACUCUACAAGUUCGGUUGAGAAUAAUAAAAAAAAUUAAAUUGAAAAAAAAAAAACAAACGCUUAAUGAAAAAAUUGUGAAAAAAAUCAAAAACGGGAACUUGCUUAAAUAAAAUAAAAACUUAAAAAAAUUGCUACAAAGGCUUAUUGGGAAAAUAAUAAAGGAUAAAGCUGUAGAAAUCCCAUAAACACAACUCCCAUUAACAAAAUGACUGCCAGACCAAAGUUGGAGUUUGAAAAAGAUCCAGGAUUUGUUAAAAUCGAUCAUGUGGAUGAAUCAGAAGUUGAUCGCAUUGCCUUAUGCUUUGCCGGCCGCACGCUCUUCGUAACCGGAGGCACAGGAUUUAUGGGCAAAGUUUUGAUAGAAAAAUUGUUAAGAUCCUGUAGCGAUGUGAAAAGAAUUUAUCUCUUGAUAAGGCCAAAGAAAGGCAAACAACCGGUGGAACGUAUCAAGGAUAUGUUGGAUAAUGUGCUUUUUCAAAAAGUCAGAGAACAACAUGGGCUAGAUUGGAUAUUGGGGAAAUUGGUGCCAAUAUGCGGCGAUGUUCUGCUCCCCGAUUUGGGCAUAUCCCCCGAAGACACAGAAACUCUACGUAAUGAGGUCUCUUUGAUUAUGCAUUGUGCGGCUACUGUAAGAUUCGAUGAACCUUUGCGACGCGCCGUCUUCAUGAACGUCAGAGGCACAAAACUGAUGUUGGAUUUGGCUGCCACUUUUAAGCAUUUGGAUUUAUUUUGUCACGUCUCCACGGCCUAUUGCCAUUUGCAUGUGAAGACUCUGUAUGAGAAACCCUAUGAUCCCCCCGGUGAUGCUUACGCGGUGAUAAGUGCCUGUGAAUGGUUGGAUGACCAAACUAUUUCCUCAAUAGAAAAAAGAAUAUUGGGCAAAAUUCCCAACACCUACGCCUAUACCAAAGCUUUGGCCGAAUCCUUGGUAGUCGAGAGAUUUGAUAAGAUCCCUUCGGCCAUCCUGCGCCCCUCGAUAGUCAUACCGGUUUGGCGAGAACCUGUACCAGGUUGGACAGAUAAUAUCAAUGGUCCAACUGGCCUUCUAAUUGGUGCCGGCAAAGGUGUCAUUCGCACCAUGUAUUGUCAACAGAAUGGUUACGGGGAUUUUCUGCCGGUCGAUGUAGCGGUCAAUGCCAUGUUGGUGGCUACUUGGCGUUUUCUUUCACCCGAAUUGGGACCAAUGGAUAGCCGCAUUGCCCAUAUGACCAGCUCAAAUGAAAUUAAAGUGUCCUGGUCGGAAAUUAUCGAGAUCGGACGAUGGGUCAUUGAGAAUCGAGUGCCACUGAAUGGUGUGGCCUGGUAUCCUGGCGGAUCAAUGAAAUCAAAUUAUUUUGUUCACUGGAUGUGUAUGAUACUCUUUCAUUGGAUGCCGGCUUUGUUUGUGGAUUUGCUGCUGAGAAUUUUGGGAUAUCCUCCGGUGCUAAUGAAGGUACAAAAUCGUAUAACCAAAGGCUUCGAAGUAUUUGAAUACUAUGCAAAUAAUGUCUGGAAUUUUGAUAAUAAACAAGCGAUAGAAUUUCGAAAAGUAAUGAACAACAAGGAACGUCUCACGUAUGUCAUAGAGAAGAUCGAAUUUGAUUUGAUCGAUUAUUUCACCGAAUGUAUAUUGUGUGCCCGACGUCUAUUGUUAAAGGAAACUGAUGAUACAAUACCGGCAGCCAGAAGACAUAUGCGAAUCAUGUGGUAUGUGGAUAAAAUCUACAAGGGCUUAUGGCUCUUUGGCUUGUGCUAUGCCUUCUACCGUUAUUUCCUAGCUGGUUUCUUUAAAAGUUCUACAUAAUCUGCAGACGUUGUCAAACAUCAAACUACUCUGAGAUGGCUUAUAUCAUGAAUUUUAGUAUUUAGUAUUCAUAUGCGUUUUGUGUAUUCGUUCAUAGACCUUUUGAGAUUUCCUACAGUGUAGUUAUGUAUACAUUUCCUUCUUGUUAUUUUGUUAAUAUUGUUAAAUCUCUGCUUAGAUUAAGAUUUUUUUAAAAAUAUAUUAGGUUGCAGAAUUAUUCGUA
This is a messenger RNA of Stomoxys calcitrans (stable fly), 2022 nucleotides long. RefSeq names its product putative fatty acyl-CoA reductase CG5065. The transcript has 7 exons. Lineage: Eukaryota; Metazoa; Arthropoda; Insecta; Diptera; Muscidae. Gene Ontology annotation, molecular function: alcohol-forming very long-chain fatty acyl-CoA reductase (NADP+) activity. The record is from RefSeq and is a predicted model, not a curated record. The coding region runs from base 222 to 1799 and encodes 525 amino acids. Gene Ontology annotation, biological process: long-chain fatty-acyl-CoA metabolic process. Gene Ontology annotation, cellular component: peroxisome.